UCAACGGCAGCGACUUGUUGUGAAAUUUAUCAAGAUGUCUUCAGUUUAUUUCGAUUUAUUGCCAAAUUAUACGAUUAACAAAACAUAACGAGACACCAAUGCACGAAGAAAAUAUCCCUUGUGCAACAAUGGAUGUUGAUACCGAUAUAGACGCUCACUUGUUGCAGCGAUUCAGCUCAAUGGGAACCACAGAUAGGGAGGUGCUGAUUGCCGAGUUUCAGAAACUGCUUGGCAAUCAGCUGAACCCAACUGGGUGUGAAUUUUUCCUCGACAUGAAUAACUGGAACCUCCAAGCAGCUAUAUGUUCAUAUUAUGACUGUGAACAACCAAAACAAGAGAAAAUACCUUGUAUGACAUUGAUCAAAGAUGUAACCAUAGGAGAUGGAGAAGCAAUCCCUCCAAGGACGCCUUUCCUUAAAACUUGGCGGAUACAAAAUUCAGGUCAGGACAGUUGGCCCCCUGGUUGUUGUUUGAAGUUUCUCCAGGGUGACCUACUAGAAGCUAAAGAGCGUGUGAUGGUUGAUGCCCUACAGCCAGGACAGGUUACAGAAAUUAGUAUUGGUAUGAUUAGUCCUGAUCAAGCUGGUUUAUUUCAAAGCCAAUGGAGAAUGUGUACUGCUACUGGAAUGUUCUUUGGAGAGGUCAUUUGGUCGAUACUACAAGUAGCAGAAGGAGGGUUACUAGGAUUGACUCAACAAAUGUCAAGAAUUGGUUCAGAAUUCAAUAUACCAAAUAGUCCGCCUAAACCAUUGAAUCCCUUUGGUCAAAUGAACACUAGUUUUGACGAUAUGGGCUCAUCACCGCGUGGAUCUCCAAAUUAUUCCAUUCUUGCUCAGCAUGGCAGCCCUGAUACGUCAUUACGUAAUACAUCAUUAUUAAAUGCCUCAUUUUCAACCUCUUCCCCAAUUAGGACAGCGUUAUUUCCGUCGUCCAUACCUGAACCAUCAAGUCCAACUGCACAAAAUGAAGAAGAUGAGAGUAUGAUAUCUUGAUCAAACUAGGUUGCAUAGAUAGAAGACCUUGUUAAUUGUGACGUGUGAGUGUGGAGCUGGGGACCCUAUCAUUGUCAGCAUCACAUGGAGUCAACUUUCAGCUUAGAAUCGAAAAUUUCAUCAGCUUGGUUUAUGAUAAUAGUUGGAAAAGUUAUUUUGUCUCAAGGGUUGAAAUUUGUAUUCAAGACUUCUCCACGAGAAGGGUAUCCAACUUAUGCCUAUGACAGUGUAGUUCUGAACUUUCUGCUUAAUACUGGGGGGGGG
Messenger RNA from Lineus longissimus, 1256 nucleotides. Its product is annotated as protein ILRUN-like. The record is from RefSeq and is a predicted model, not a curated record. Gene Ontology annotation, cellular component: phagophore assembly site. Gene Ontology annotation, biological process: macroautophagy. The transcript has 5 exons. Gene Ontology annotation, molecular function: ubiquitin binding. The coding region runs from base 99 to 992 and encodes 297 amino acids. Lineage: Eukaryota; Metazoa; Nemertea; Pilidiophora; Heteronemertea; Lineidae.